Molecule: messenger RNA, 1812 nt
Organism: Zasmidium cellare ATCC 36951
Lineage: Eukaryota; Fungi; Ascomycota; Dothideomycetes; Mycosphaerellales; Mycosphaerellaceae
Exons: 3
Coding region: 1-1812 (603 amino acids)
Molecular function (GO): hydrolase activity, acting on ester bonds
Source: RefSeq, a predicted model, not a curated record
AUGCUGUCUCUCCCCAAGGCGGCUUUGGCCUUGACGGCCCUCGCCAAUGCUGUGCGUGCAGGUUCGAUCCGCGACAUCGAACAUGUCGUUCUCUUCAUGCAAGAGAACCGUGCUUUCGACCAUUACUUUGGUUCCAUGGCUGGUGUCCGCAACUUCAAAGACCCUAACGUGCAGGUCAACGAUGGCACACCAAACUGGUAUCAGGGCAUUGGCAAUUUGUCCACGAAGGCUACGGAUCUUCUCCCAUGGUACCUCAACUACCUCGGCGGUACUUGGAACGAGGCAACGCAGUGCAUGGAAGCUGGUUCGAACGGCUGGUCGGCCAACCACGCUGCUCUGAACGGCGACAAGAACGAUAACUGGCCUGUUGGAAACACCCCAUGGUCCUGGGCCCAUUUCAAGAGGCAGGAUAUUCCUAAUCACUUCGCGAUCGCAGAGGGCUUCACCAUUGGCGAUAUGUACCAGGAGUCGGUCAUUGCUUCGACGAACCCGAACCGUGUUUCUUGGGUCAGUGGAACGAUUAACGAUGAAGGGAACACCUACUACAUUGAUAACAAUGAGACUCCCGGCUGCGAGAGCCCCAACUUGAACUGCUAUCCACUCAAGUGGGAGACUACGCCAGAAUACUUGCAAAAUGCUGGCGUCAGCUGGCAAGUCUACCAAGACACCAACAACUUUGACGACAACCCACUUGCGUGGUUUGCUCAGUAUCAGACCGCUGCCAACGGCUCAGCUCUUGCCGAGCGUGGACUGACCUACAAGGGCUUGGAAAAGUUCUACGAAGACGCCGCUGCUGGUACUCUUCCUCAGGUCUCGUACAUCGUCGGCCCUGCAGAGCUUUCUGAGCAUCAGCCAUACCAGCCAAAGGACGGUGCUUGGUUGCAGCAAAAGAUUGUCGACGUCGUCACCCAAUCCCCUGCCUACAAGAACACCGUACUCAUCAUUUCCUACGAUGAGACUGGUGGCUGGGGAGACCACGUCACGCCAUUCCACUCCCCAAGUGGCACUACUGGCGAAUGGAUUCAAGACCCAUACGGAGCCGCUGGCUACACAUACACUGGACCGGGUUUCCGCCUUCCUUUCUACAUCAUCUCUCCAUGGACCCGUGGCGGCAACGUCUAUGUUGAGCACGCCGAUCACUCCAGCCAGAUCAUGUUCCUCGAGAAGUGGCUCGCUUCCAAGGGCAAGCAGUUCACCCAGUCGACCAUCAACCCAUGGCGCCGAGCCAACAUGGCCGAUCUCACCAAGGCCUUCGACUUCGACCACCCGGACUACAGCAUCCCCUCGAUGCCAAAUGCCUCGUACCCAUCCACCGACUCCAAGGGCAACUGGAACGGCUACUCAGUCUGCGAGGAGACCUACCCAGAGCAAAGACCCCCAGUCCCCUACGGCAUCCAAAACGAGAAGGACGCCCUCGCGACCGAGCAGGGAUUCAAGAAGGUCCGCGGCAACCCAACCGAAGGCCGCUACCUCACCUUCGAGAUGAACGGCCAGGCCCUCGCCAACUCCAACGGCCGCCUCACUGCUUCCCGCGCCUCGUCCUCGCACAACAGCAAGGCCCAGCGCUUUGUCCUGCACCAGAGCGGCAGCCAGUUCUCCAUUUCCAGCGCUGUCGACAACAGCACCGUCAGCGGCACGAGUCUGCGUAAAGGAGGUAAUGCCGCCACUUACACCAUCUCCGACUUGGGCAACGGCAAGGGCUACACCGUCCAGUCGAGAGGCCAGUACCUCUCUGUCGACUGGCGUGGCCGUGUCUCCACCAGACGAUCGCCGGCGGCGUUUACGCUUUAUAGUGUUUCGUACGAUAACUAG